Messenger RNA from Spea bombifrons (plains spadefoot toad), 1130 nucleotides. RefSeq lists its product as uncharacterized. The coding region runs from base 14 to 760 and encodes 248 amino acids. Gene Ontology annotation, biological process: generation of catalytic spliceosome for second transesterification step. The transcript is spliced from 5 exons. The record is from RefSeq and is a predicted model, not a curated record. Lineage: Eukaryota; Metazoa; Chordata; Amphibia; Anura; Pelobatidae.
AGUGGAAGAAAACAUGGCCAGGAAUGAAGAGAAGCAGUUAGGGAAGCUGAACAGGCUGUGGCUGCAGAAGGAGAGGGAAGAGGGACACAUUAAGGAUGUCGGCGGUAACCGGCCCAAACUGUCUGUCCUGAAUACAGCAUCAGAUGUAAAGAAGUGGAUACCCAGCAUUAAAAAUGAAAUCAACUACUAUUUAGAGCAAUCCCAGCUGCCUCACUACCCCGAGAGAAAGAUCGAGGAGUUCCAAGAAAAGAUCGAGUCCCUGAGGAAGGAGUAUCAAAGCCACCUCUGGAAGCUGCGCAGGUUAGACCCGGAGUGCAAGGAGCACCCCUGGAAGCCGCGGGGUUACACGAGGAAGAGGACGGCAGAGGGGAGAGCGCCAUCGUGGGUAGAAUCAAACCCCCCGGGUGACAAAUUACUCAUCACACCAAUCCUUAAUCCCACUGUGAAGGAGGACAGCGAUUCGGAAGAGGAGGCUUCUUCGGGCAAAGAAGAGAGAGCGUUCACCCCGGGCCGCACCGUCAUCAAUCCAGACAGCCAGGAUAAACCCCUCGUGUUCAAUACAGAGACCUCCGAUCCAAAACACGUGUGGCUCAGGUCGCCCUACAACACCGACGGGCGCGAGACGCAGGCGCUGAGAGACAUACUGCUGUCCGACCGUCCGCGGCAAAUAGGAAGCGUUAACGCGGGGAGCAAAAAAAGCCGAACCGGUGGAGGGAUUUUAGGUCUGGAUUGUUACACGUCUUCAGAUGAAGAGAGCUGACGCACCGGGUACCCCGUACUGUGCUACGAGGACCCCCUGGACAGAUUCAGCGACAGAGAUGCCCCUCGAGUGAAUUCAAGUAGAAUUUUGGGUUCUGUAAACAGUGUUCUGUGCAUUGGGUACUGGCGCUAACCUUGAGGAUGCUGGCAUACUGCCGGUGUCAGAGUGUGUGCGUGCGCGUGUGUAUUCAGCAUUUUAUGGGAAUGUCAGGUUUUUCUAUUUUUGUCCUGAGUGGAUAUUUUUCACAAAUGUUUCCCCCUGGUUAAGCCCUAGUUACACCCCAACACCUCCACGAGGACUGCGGGUCACUCACAUAAAACACGUUUCACCCAGGGCCCGAUAUCUAAGCAAGUUGUUAAUAUUGCUAAGG